AUGACUCCUUAUAAGGCCAACGGAACCGCCAAAAUUGCUGUCGCCAGCUCCCUGUGUCCUUUACAAAUCCCCAACCCGCACAGCACCUCAUUCGACCCAAAGCGAGGAAUGGCGCCUGACUUUUACUAUCUCUUCCUAGGCUUUGCGGGAUUAGUGACUCUGGCAUCACUAUGGAAUAUGUGGGGUGGAGAUAUAUUCCCUGCCGAGGGUGAUCCUACGGGUGAUCCGGAAUACUGGACCGAAACAGAGUUGAGGCGGUGGCUGAAGCUGGUCAGAGCUUUUGGAACGAGUCAAGGCGAAUAUGAGACCGCAGACGACUUCUUUGAACGCCGAGCGACGGGGCUGACGGGCAACAUGAUGAAGACCGCAAAUGAAACUGACAUUUCAUGGACAGAUGGAAAGGUAUUGCAUGGAUUAUAUUUCAAGAUUAAAGGACCGGGGGCUGCAGGUGGGAGUGAUUUAAAGGUGAUUUCGAAUGUGAAUGAACAUAUGCUCUAG
Molecule: messenger RNA, 498 nt
Organism: Fonsecaea pedrosoi CBS 271.37
Lineage: Eukaryota; Fungi; Ascomycota; Eurotiomycetes; Chaetothyriales; Herpotrichiellaceae
Exons: 3
Coding region: 1-498 (165 amino acids)
Source: RefSeq, a predicted model, not a curated record